Messenger RNA from Triplophysa dalaica, 3784 nucleotides. RefSeq names its product coiled-coil domain-containing protein 89. Lineage: Eukaryota; Metazoa; Chordata; Actinopteri; Cypriniformes; Nemacheilidae. The record is from RefSeq and is a predicted model, not a curated record.
AAAACACAUAUAUCUGCAUUAACCACGUGUGUCGAAGGUUCUCCGAAGAAUUUCAAAAAAUAUUUUUACUUACAAUUAUCUAAAAUGUGGGACAAAGACGCCAGAUAAUCGCGAAUAUUAGCGACUGAAUUUAUUGUUGCCAGGGGCAACUGCAGAAACUUUGUAUCGCUACAAGCCGUCGAAUCACUGCGGCUCACUGCGGUCGAAACGCCUUUGUGAAGAAAACCUCAAUUGUCGGAGAAAGAAGCUUCAGACGAGCUGAUACAUCAUGACACCGCCUCAGAAAACCCCAACAGACCUGAAAACGAUGAUCAAAGACACUAAACAGGAUAUGGAAGAUGUCCACCAAGCCCUGGAAAAACUCCGAAGCCUUUCCCAGGACGAACGGACGGAGGCAGGAGCUCUGCGCUCGAGAAUCGACGAGCAGUCUUCUCUGAUCUGCAUUCUGAAACAGAGAGCGGACGAGAUGCUUCAGCGCUGUCAGGCUCUGGAAAAGAUCAACGCCGAGCUGGAAAACCUCAGAGCCGACGUGCAGGAAGAGCUGGAGAACGAGAGGAAGAAAUCCGAAAUGCUGGAGCAGAGAUUCAUGGAUCUGGCCGCCAACCACAGAGAACUGAUCAACUUCAAAAAUGAAUACAAAAGCCAAAAUGCCAAGCUGGUGAAAGAAAACGAGAGACUCACGGAGGAACAUGAAAAGCUUUUCAGCAAAGAGCUGCAGGAGAAAGAGGAGACCAUCCUCAAACUGACCCGGGAGCUCAAGGACUUGGCCGAACAGCACAAGAGAUUAGAAACAGAGUACCAGGAGAAAACAACAGGUUUCCAGACCAAACUGAAGGAGUUGAUCAAUCUCCAUCAAAUCAAAGAAGCCUCUCUGAAAAGCGAAUUAAACGACACACAAAAGCAACUCAAGACUGCUGUAGAGAUGUUUGCGGAGCUGGAUCUCAAACUCAGACAAAGUCAAGAAAAAGAAGCGACGAGAGAAACGGAGACUCAAGUGAAGCUGGAAAGACUGAUGGAGGAGAAGAACGAGCUCAUUGAUCUCUCGGUGCAACGAGGGAAAAUGAUACAGGACAAACAAGCGGAAAUUGAGGAGUUGGAGAGAAAGAGACUGGAAGCUGAUAAUGGACGAUUGGAGGCACAGCGCAGGUUUGAAAAGGAAGCAGCAGCUGUGAACGGUGACUUAAAAGUGAAGGAGCUACAGAAUGCUCUGGAGAGGGCGGAGGUGACGUGUGAUGAGCUGAAGAAGGAGUUUGAGGCAUUUAAAAAGUACAGCAGUGAACUGCUUGACAAGGAGAAAUUAAACUGCAAACUGCGUCACAUGGUCCUGUAAACCUGCCAUCCGGUCAUUUCAUUUCAUCCAUGUCACUUUUUAACAGCCAAGCUCCUCGUCCUGGACCUCUCAUGAGCACACAUGCACAAACCAGAAGUUUUUUUCAAUGGAACGUCUUCCAUCAGUAGGGGGCGGUGCAACAUUCUUCUGUAGCGAAAGUUUUGAGUUUGCAAAUUUAUUCUUUUAAGGAAUAAGGAAUAGUUUACUUGAAAAUAAAAAAAAAUCUCUAUUACUCAUCCUCAUGCUAUCCCAGAUAUGAUGAUUCCUUUCUUCAGUUUAAUACAAACAAAUAAUUGUAUAUGAAAAUAUGGUAAUGUAACUGCGUCAUUUCACUUUAGAAGACAUUUAUUCACCCAAUGAAGUCAUUUAAAAUCUGUUAUUGAUGGAUGUUCGUGCUAUUUUGAACUUUGCCAUGUUAAGAUUAUAACUUGGUGGCAAUUUCAUUAUCGAUUGUUUAUGUUAAAGCUCCAGUAAAAUACAAAAGACAAUUCUUAUUUUUUCAUGAAAUAUUGCAGCGUUUAUAAUAAAUAUCUUAUCAAUGUGAACAAACAUAAAAUUCAUGUACAGCGGCAAAAUUUCAGUUUUUGGAAAUGGUACGUAACAACAUUUAUUCCAAAUAAAAAUAUAUUCAGAUUUAAUAGCAGAACACUUAAAUAGGGCAAAAUAACAAAAAUGUGUAAAUAAAAUAAAUGUUUGCAGAUUCUUAUUCAUGUUUCAACAACUAUCUGAAUGGUUAUUAGGAUCGGUUCAAAAUUGAAUACAAGAGAUAUAUAUAUAUAUAUAUAUAAUCACUUUGUCAUUGGACAUUGGACUGGAAUGACCACAAUACAGCUAGAAAUGAUGAUUAAAAGCAAAAGCUAGAUUGAUCUCUACAUUGUAGAUCUGGGAUAGAGUGAGGAUGAAUACAUUUUGCGAGAAUUUUCCUAUUUGGGUGAAAUCGAAUCAUUCUUUUCACGUUCAGGGCCCGUAUUCACAAAACAUUUUAUCUUACCACUUAUAGUUCCCCUUUUUUCUUAAAACCUAUUCACAACGUUGCUGAGAGCAGCUUUAACUAAAAUAAAUCUUAAACUAAGCGUAAGGGUGGGUUAACCUCGUUGCUAUGGAUGAUGUCACCAAGCUUACUGACUAUGACCACAAUGAUUGGCUUAGAGGACGGGUCUCUGUCAGUCACUUAAUCAAAGAAAUAUAAUAGAAUGAGGUGUCAUGCUGACAUAUUUAAAUUAAGAUCUUCAAAUAAAUUUUUUUAAAAUGUAGUUGUUAAUAUUUAAGUUAACGUUUUAUUAUUAAAAAAUAUAGGUUUAGCUUUUUGUCAGCAUCUCAUGAACGGUUAGCAGAUACAAGUGGUCUUUGUGGUUAAGAUCAUUGUCAUGAAAAUCUUUCUAAAAUGUUUACAUUUUUAGGCAGACUGCCGCUGUCACAGCCUUUUAAGGAUUGUUGUGAGUUGAUCUUUGUUAUUUCGGAGUCCUUUAACUGCUUCUAACAUUUCAUAGAUUUAGGAGUAGCAUCAAAAGGCAAAAAAUUUGGCCUACAUUAUUUUAAAGAUUUUUGUAACGGGCCCAGAUGAGUCGCUGAACUGAUUCUGUGAAAGGAAAAAACUUUUAACAUAUUUCCACUGUGGUUUGGUGAUGGUAUUAACAUCUGUCAUCUGUAUAUGCAAUAAAUUAGACUGUUGUGUAUGUAGCCUAUAGAUAAAACUGUGUUAGUAAAACAUCUCGAGCCAUAGAGAAUUCUAGCCUUAGUUCUUCUAUUUCAUACCAGCACUUUAACCAACUUUCUCCAGAUCAUAUCAAUAAGAGCGUCGUGUCUGUACUGUACCUGUCAAUUACGUAGGUAUACAAUUACAGUAUUUACCUUGCGUUUGUCAUGUUGACGAUUUUGUCAGUUGUACAGUUUAGUUUCAGGGCGUUUGUCUCGCUAGUAAUUUUAGUGUCAUUCCUGAAGUAAUAUGUGGGCAGGUUGUUUGAGUUAUUGUACAGUGGUCAUCUGGUCCACAUGCUCAUAUGUUUUAUUGAACAGAACAGCUGGACAGACGUUCACACCUCCAGCAUGUGCAUGUUAGAUCUGUCGGCAUGUCUUGUGGCCCGAAUCCUUCUCGUGACUACAUGUUUGUACUGUCGUCUUAUCCGUUGUACUAAGUCGAGGACAAGUUUGCAUCCUUGACAUAAGUGACCAGCGCACCUGCCCUUUAAUUUCAUUUGACCUUUGAAUGGCUUACUGGGCAAUGGUUCGUAACCCCGUUGCCAUGACAAUCUUUUCUUCAGAAGUGCCAUGAAUAUGGGAAUGGCCUUAUAUGGGAAUCACUGGAAAGACUUGGAAUGACCUUCUGCUUCUGUGACCCGCUUUGUUUUCUUGAUAUUGCUGUCAUACUAAUCUAAAGAGCACUUGACUGUUAAAAUCAUUCAUUUUGGAUGAUGUGUAAAGCAUUUCGUGCAUAAAUAAAAGCAAAAUGUUGAA